CCUCUCCUAGUGAUAUCGGGGGCAAAAUUAUAUUUCUUAGGGGCAGUUUUGCCCUUUGCCCUCGUGUACAACCUCCAGCUGUGGACCUGAGCCGGCCCCAGCUGUGGACCUGAGCUCCCAUCAUGUGUCUCCUUUUGUGUUUGCAGGAUGUUGGAGUACCAGCAGCAGAUAACCACCCUGGAGGGAGACUGUCGGGAACUGAGGAGCUGCCUUCAGGACCUGGAGAGGGCGAACCAGACCCUGAAGGAUGAAUAUGACGCCCUGCAGAUCACCUUCUCUGCUCUGGAGGAGAAGCUGAGGAAGACCACAGACGACAACCAGGAGCUGGUGUCUCGUUGGAUGGCAGAGAAAGCUCAGGAGGCCAACAAGCUGAACGCAGAGAACGAGAAGGACACCAGACGCAGACAGGCCAAACUGCAGAAGGAACUGGCCGACGCAGCCAAAGAGCCUCUUCCCAUCGAGCCGGACGACGACAUCGAGGUUCUGGCAGAGGACGGAGGGAAGGGGGCCGGAGAGACCUCACCGAAGAGACCGCUCAGCAGAACUCCCAGUAAGAGAACUUCCCAGCCUCCUCCUGGUGGUCUGCUGGACUCCAUCUCCAACAUAUUUGGCGUGUCUGAGUCUGUCAAGUCUGGACUCGCCCCCCCGCUCUCCAGGCGUCGACCUGCCAACUCUUUCAGCUCCUCACCUGAACACCCUGAAGCCCCGUCUGGAGUGUGUGCAGAGGUUCGAGUCCCUUCAACAGCUCUGCAUGUGUUUGAAGCUCAUGACGGUGAGGUAAAUGCAGUGAGGUUCAGCCCUGGAUCUCGUCUCCUAGCAACAGGAGGGAUGGACCGCAAGGUCAAGCUGUGGGAGGUCGUCGCAGGUCGCUGUGAGCCUAAAGGCGCUCUGACUGGCAGCAACGCUGGAAUCACCAGCAUCGAGUUCGACAGCGCUGGCUCUUACCUGCUGGCGGCCUCCAAUGACUUUGCCAGUCGUAUCUGGACUGUAGACGACUACAGACUGAGACACACUUUGACGGGUCAUAGUGGGAAGGUUCUGUCAGCUCGCUUCCUAUUGGACAACGCUCGCAUUGUCUCCGGGAGCUAUGACCGAACACUCAAACUCUGGGACCUCCGCAGCAAAGUCUGUAUGAAGACGGUGUUUGCUGGUUCCAGCUGUAACGACAUCGUGUGCACGGAGCAGUGCGUCAUGAGCGGACACUUUGACAAGAAAGUUAGAUUCUGGGACAUCAGAGCAGAGAGUAUAGUUCAGGAGCUGGAGCUGUUUGGCAGAGUGACAUCUCUGGACCUGAACCACGACCGCACAGAGCUGCUCACCUGCUCCAGAGACGACCUGGUGAAGAUCAUGGACCUGCGCACCAACGCUGUCAGACAGACGUUCAGUGCUCAGGGCUUCAAGUGUGGAGCCGAUUGGACCAGAGUCACCUUUAGUCCUGACGGCAGCUACGUGGCCGGUGGAUCAGCUGAUGGAGCUCUGUACAUCUGGAACGUCCUGACGGGGAAAGUGGACCGGACUCUGGACCGGAACCACAACUCUGCCAUCAACUCGGUGUCCUGGUCGCCUUCAGGAGUGUUCGUGGCCAGUGUGGAGAAAGGAAGCCGGGCCAUCCUGUGGUCUGACAUGUGAUUGGCUGGAGUCCUGAUGAUGAAGAAGAGCAGGACGUUUGUGUUGAAGAUGGAGCUCCUUGUUGUUGAACUCAGACUGAACUCAGACUGAAUCAGACGUGUUGAACUCUUCAUGUUGAACGUAAACACAGAUUGAAUCUAAUGUUUACGUUUUAUUUUUGGACGCUUUGAGAAGCUUUUAAUGUGUUUUAAUUCAAACUGCCUCCACAAUGUUUAAAACGUCAUCAAGCUGGAAGAGUAAAUAAUAAAGUCUUUAUUAACGAUUA
Molecule: messenger RNA, 1894 nt
Organism: Anarrhichthys ocellatus (wolf-eel)
Lineage: Eukaryota; Metazoa; Chordata; Actinopteri; Perciformes; Anarhichadidae
Gene: atg16l1
Product: ATG16 autophagy related 16-like 1 (S. cerevisiae)
Exons: 16
Coding region: 148-1629 (493 amino acids)
Biological process (GO): autophagosome assembly
Cellular component (GO): phagophore assembly site membrane; Atg12-Atg5-Atg16 complex; autophagosome membrane
Molecular function (GO): protein binding; protein-membrane adaptor activity
Source: RefSeq, a predicted model, not a curated record